UUCCCAAGUCCAACCUUCCAAACCAUUCCAUCUCAACUUUCCCAUUUCUAACUUAAAUAAAAAACAAUAAAAAUAACUACAUAACCUAUUUUUCUUCUUUCCUCUCCUCCUCAUUUCACAUACUGAAAACCAAACCCUAACAAAUUCACAGUAUCAUCGUUAGAAAGAGCGAUGGUGAAGGUUCGUAUGAACACCGCCGAUGUGGCCGCCGAAGUCAAAUGUCUCCGACGGUUAAUCGGAAUGCGAUGCUCCAAUGUCUAUGAUCUCACUCCCAAGACGUACGUUUUCAAGCUAAUGAACAGCAGUGGAGUGUCGGAAUCCGGUGAGAGCGAGAAGGUUUUGCUACUCAUGGAAAGUGGUGUUAGAUUGCACACCACUGUGUAUAUGCGUGACAAAAGCAAUACACCUUCUGGUUUUACACUUAAAUUGAGGAAACAUAUUCGAACUAGAAGGCUUGAGGAUGUGCGGCAACUUGGGUACGAUCGGAUUGUUCUUUUUCAAUUUGGACUUGGGGAGAAUGCAAACUAUGUUAUAUUAGAGCUAUAUGCUCAAGGCAACAUCAUCCUCACAGAUUCUAGUUUCACUGUCAUGACUCUGCUUCGGUCUCACAGGGAUGAUGAUAAGGGGUUUGCAAUCAUGUCGCGACAUCGUUAUCCUAUGGAAAGUUGUAGAAUUUUUGAACGAACUACAACAACAAAGCUGCAGACAGCCCUAAUGUCUUCAAAAGAAGGGGACGAUGAUGAGACUGUUAAGCCCAAUGGAAAUGGAACUGAUGUUUCUAAUGUAGAGAGAGAGAAGCAGGGAUCCCGAAAAGGUGGGAAGUCACAGUCCACUUUAAAAAUUGUUCUUGGGGAGGCACUUGGUUAUGGACCUGCUCUUUCUGAACAUAUGAUAUUAGAUGCUGGUUUGGUUCCCAGUGAAAAAGUGCCCAAAGAUAAAACUUGGGAUGAUGCCACUGUUCAGGCUUUGGUUCAAGCUGUUGCAAAGUUUGAAGAUUGGAUGCAGGAUAUCAUUUUAGGUGAACUAGUUCCUGAAGGAUAUAUCUUGAUGCAAAACAAAAAUUUGGGGAAGGAUUCUUCUAUAUCGCAACCAGAAAGUGUUAAACAGAUCUAUGAUGAGUUCUGCCCCAUUUUACUCAACCAGUUUAAAUCAAGGGAUCAUACAAAGUUUGAGACAUUUGACUUAGCUUUGGAUGAAUUCUACAGCAAAAUUGAGAGUCAAAGGUCUGAACAACAGCACAAGGCCAAAGAAAACUCCGCUCUUCAGAAACUUAGUAAGAUCCGCAACGAUCAGGAAAAUCGAGUGCACACUUUGAGGAAAGAAGCUGAUCACUGUAUUAAAAUGGCAGAAUUGAUAGAAUAUAACUUAGAAGAUGUGGAUGCUGCUAUAUUAGCUGUUCGUGUAUCUCUUGCGAAGGGUAUGAGUUGGGAUGACCUUGCUCGGAUGGUGAAGGAAGAAAAGAAAGCUGGGAAUCCAGUAGCUGGUCUUAUUGACAAGCUCCAUCUGGAAAGGAAUUGCAUGACUAUACUGUUAAGCAACAAUCUUGAUGAAAUGGAUGAUGAUGAGAAGACACUCCCUGCUGAUAAGGUUGAAGUUGAUUUAGCUCUCUCAGCACAUGCCAAUGCUCGGAGGUGGUAUGAACAGAAGAAAAAACAGGAGAGCAAACAGGAGAAGACUAUAACUGCCCACGAGAAGGCUUUUAAAGCUGCAGAGAGAAAGACUCGCCUACAGCUUAGUCAGGAAAAAACUGUUGCCUCAAUUUCGCAUAUGCGCAAAGUUCACUGGUUUGAGAAAUUUAAUUGGUUCAUUAGCAGUGAGAAUUAUUUGAUUAUCAGUGGACGUGAUGCCCAGCAAAAUGAGAUGAUAGUGAAGCGCUAUAUGUCAAAAGGAGAUCUGUAUGUGCAUGCUGAACUGCAUGGAGCUUCUAGUACAGUUAUCAAGAAUCACAAACCUUUGCAGCCAGUUCCGCCACUGACCCUAAACCAAGCAGGAUGUUUCACAGUCUGCCAUAGCCAGGCAUGGGAUUCCAAAAUGGUUACCAGUGCCUGGUGGGUUUAUCCUCAUCAGGUUAGUAAAACUGCUCCUACUGGGGAAUAUCUGACAGUUGGGAGUUUCAUGAUACGGGGUAAGAAAAAUUUUCUUCCGCCACACCCUCUUAUCAUGGGUUUUGGCCUGCUAUUUCGCUUGGAUGAGAGUUCUUUGGGAUCACAUUUAAAUGAAAGGAGAGUAAGAGGAGAAGAGGAAACAAUAGAUGAUUAUGUUGAAACUGGCCCUGUUGAAGAACAAUCUGAUUCAGAGUCUGAGAAGGAUGUUACUGAUGGAAAAUCUGCUGCAGACUUGGAAAGGAAUGAUAAUCUAUCUGCAGGUUCACUCGUUCCCCCAACAGAAGACUUUCUUAAAGACUCGUCUCAAAAUAGUUUGCCUACAACAAUUAAUGCCAAAACUGAUGCCUCAGAUGAUUUCUCUGCCAAAGAUACACGUACAACGAAUAUUCUUGAUAGUAAGAAGUUGUCUGACAUUGGUGGAAAUGGCAUAGCAUCGGUCUCCCCUCAACUUGAGGAACUUAUUGAUCGAGCUCUGGGCCUUGGAUCUGUUGCCAAAUCAAAUAAAAGUUAUGGAGCUGAGAACACUCAGGUUGAUAUAAGCAGUGAGCACUUUAUUGAACCGAGCAAACCUGCAGUAAGGGAUAAACCAUAUAUAUCGAAAGCUGAGAGAAGAAAGCUUAAAAAUGAACCGAAACAUGGAGAAGCAUAUCCAAGUGUUGAACAGGGAAAGGACAAAUUAAAAAUAAAAGACACUUCUGGUAAUCUGCAUACAAAAGAUGCUCAAAAUUUGAAAACAAGUGUUGAACAUGGAAAGGACGAAGUAAAAAUAAAAGACAUUUCUGGUAAUCUGCAUGCAAAAGAUGCUCAAAAUUUGAAGACAGGAGGUGGUAAAAAAACCAGCCGUGGACAGAAGGGAAAACUUAAGAAGAUAAAGGAGAAGUAUGCUGACCAAGACGAGGAAGAAAGGAAGAUCCGAAUGACAUUAUUGGCUUCUUCUGGAAAACCAAUCAAGAAGGAAGAGACAUCAUCUGGAAAUGAAGCAUUGGAUAAAGGGAAAAAGUCUGACAGUGGUCCUAUAGACGCUCCAAAAAUAUGCUACAAGUGUAAGAAGUUAGGUCAUUUAUCUCGGGAUUGUAAGGAGCAAUCAAAUGAUCUGUUGCACAGUCAUGCACCCAAUGAAGCUGAAGAAAAUCCCAACACGAGUGCUUCAAACACUUCCUUAGAAGAUAGAGUGGCAAUGGAUGAAGAUGAUAUUAAUGAAAUAGGAGAAGAAGAGAAAGAAAAACUAAAUGACGUGGAUUACUUGACAGGGAAUCCACUCCCGAAUGACAUUCUCUUAUAUGCUGUUCCAGUAUGUGGUCCAUACAAUGCAGUUCAGUCUUACAAGUACCGAGUGAAGAUAAUUCCUGGACCUGUGAAGAAAGGGAAAGCUGCAAAAACUGCAAUGAACUUAUUCAGCCACAUAUCAGAAGCAACAAAUCGGGAGAAGGAGUUAAUGAAAGCCUGUACCGAUCCCGAAUUGGUUGCUUCAAUUGUUGGUAAUGUGAAGAUAACUGCAGCUGGACUUACUCAGUUAAAGCAAAAACAAAAGAAAGGAAAGAAGAGUGCCAAACAAGGAAGUUAGCCAUGCCAACCUUUUGCGGGAUUUACUUGUUGGAAUAUGUUUCUUGUUUUUGUUUGUUUUGUUUUUUAGAGCUCACAAAUUUGUAUGUUGUAUAUCUUUCCAAGUUUCAACACUGUAGAGAAGUAGGUUUUCCCCUGUAUAUCUCUGCUGGAUAAGUAGUAGAUAGGUAACAGUCCUAAAUUACAUGAAAAUAACAGUGAUAAAUAACUGAUUAGGCUCGGGCUUCUUUGAUUCAAAAAGCCAAUUGAUUCCUAAGCCAAAACUUAUUCUGUCAAUGUUAAUUGUAUAAUUUAUACAAGGAA
Messenger RNA from Vicia villosa (hairy vetch), 3971 nucleotides. RefSeq lists its product as uncharacterized. The transcript is spliced from 14 exons. Lineage: Eukaryota; Viridiplantae; Streptophyta; Magnoliopsida; Fabales; Fabaceae. Gene Ontology annotation, molecular function: tRNA binding; zinc ion binding; ribosomal large subunit binding. The record is from RefSeq and is a predicted model, not a curated record. Gene Ontology annotation, biological process: rescue of stalled cytosolic ribosome; ribosome-associated ubiquitin-dependent protein catabolic process. Gene Ontology annotation, cellular component: RQC complex. Bases 172 to 3669 code for a protein of 1165 amino acids.